AUGCCAGGGCUAUCCCGCUAUUUGGAUAGACGACUUCUCAAUACUGGAAAAGCAUCUAUGAAGGUUACAACCACAUCUGAAGUGGCUACAGGAUUGUUAAAGAUACUGAAUGGAGAAUUGUAUGACUGUGUCUUGAUAGAUGCUGACAUAAGUGAAAUGGAUAUGGUGUAUUUUCUUCAUCAAACUUUUAAGCAUCAACCUCAUUUAUCUAUAAUUAGUAAGAUGAUGGCUUCCCAUAAUACUCACAUGCGACUCCUUAAGGAAAUUGUAGAAAAUGAGGCGGUUUUAUAUCUCCCAAAACCAUGUGGUGAUAAGGAGAUUUGCAAUAUUUGGAAACAUGUUUGUAGAAAGAUAAUAUCAUUUGAAGGAUGUAACUACUCAAAUGGAGAAUCACCUGAAGAAAACCAAGAGCCCAACAUCUACAAGAGGGUUGAUCAGAUAGUUAAGCAAUCAACAAAUCUCAACCCCAAAUUUAUCUAUAACAACUUAUCAUCAGAAGAUGUCACUCAAGAAGGACUAAACAUUAACUCACCGGAGUAUAAUGCCAUUUUUAAGCCAGUUACAUAUGAGGAAGUACGAGACAAUGAUCAUGAUAAAGAACAUAUUCAUGAGCAUAAGAGAACAAAUGAUCAACUUGUUGAAGAUGACAAAUAUUAUAAAAAGAUAUUUGAUACCAAGAAGCGGAUUUCAUGGACGAGUGUUCUUCACAAAAAGUUUGUUGAGGCAGUCAAUACACUUGGGAAACAAAAAGCUUAUCCUUCUGCAAUUCUAGAAGCGAUGAAUGUUCCGGGACUCACACGUAGUCAGAUCGCGAGCCACCUACAGAAAUACCAAGAACAUCAAAAGAGUAUCAAGAAACCAACCUUGAUACCACAAAAGAAAAAGCAAGUAGAGAGAUAUGCUUACAACAAAUGUGGGCAAUCGACCCCAGCUAAUGAUUUUGAAUCCAUCCCUCAAUCCAGUAACAUCCGGCCACCAUUGAUGCUUAAUUCUAUAGGAAUGUCUUACAUGACCAUAAACAACAUCAAGGCUCGACUGCAAAGAGCUCCUCCGUUACAUGUACCACAACCAAAAACCACCAUUAAUAACUCUUACAGUGAUCAAUCAACAAAUCAUAGUUUUUGUCAUACUUCAUUGGGUGAAACAAGCAAGAUCAUUACUUUUGGAUUAGUUGAAAGCUGUAACAGUAUUAUUGGUCGAAGAAAUGAAGUUCAAAUGACAAGAAAUGAUGUUAAAAUGACAAGAAAUAGUUAUGAAAGUACAACGGGGCCACUAAAGGAUGGUGAAACUAUGGCAAUGAACCUGAUGGAUUUUGGCGAAGUUGUGGCUCCAGUAGAUGCAACUAGUUCCCUGACACCACUAAAUUAUACAGAUGCAACUAGUUCACUGACACUGCUAAAUUAUUCAGGAACUUCAAUAGAGAAAUCGGUCUCUGGAAUGACACCUUCGUAUUAUGGUGUAGGAACUAGGUUGCAACCAUUAGAGAGUUUUGCACUUGGUGGAGAAAACUAUGAUCUUGAGAUGCGUGAGAUAUCAAAUGUGUUUGGGAUGAUUAAUUCCAAUGGUGGUCACACUUCAGCGUCAUUAAAUCAUAAUUAUCUUAUUCACUCUCAAGAUUUGCUGGGAAACAAUGAGAAUUUAUCUCCAACAUUUCUACAUACACCAACUGAUCAUGAUGAUGUGGGGCAUUCCACAAACCCGAACUUUUCUAAUUCAAAUUUAUUUCCAUUUGGAGUUGGAAGUGUUGGUUAUUCUAAUCCUCAUUUUCUUAGUGAAGAAAAUAACAGGCAAGCACAAACAUUUCCACCUUUCAACUCUCUUGGAUUGGUGGAUGGGAUUGAACGUACAGCCAUGGAAAGUGACAUGUUUGUAGAUGAAACCCAAUAUCUUCUUGAUAUGACCGUGAAUCUUCUUGAUGAACUUGAUGAUGAUUUAAUAAAUGGACCAUGGUAG
Lactuca sativa (garden lettuce) is the source of this 1953-nucleotide messenger RNA. The record is from RefSeq and is a predicted model, not a curated record. NCBI's taxonomy places the organism in Eukaryota, Viridiplantae, Streptophyta, Magnoliopsida, Asterales, Asteraceae.